AUGGCCUCGAAGCUCAUCGAGAUUCUUAUGAACACGAAAUCGUUCGACGAACUCUUAUCACUUUCCGUGUACUGUCGCGACCGGAUCAACCCGUACAUGUUUAUUUACGCACUGUCCGUAGUAAUAAUACACAGACCCGACACUCGCAAUUUAAGACUACCAUCGCACUCCGAAAUGUUUCCUAGUCUGUACAUGGACUCUUCGGUGUUCAGCCGCGCCAGAGAAGAAUCGGCUGUGGUUCAAGCCGGCUCUAGGACUCCAAUCGAAAUACCGCACGAUUAUUCUGCCAACAACCUGGACUUGGAGCACAGGAUUAGUUAUUUCCGCGAAGACAUUGGCAUCAACCUGCAUCACUGGCAUUGGCAUUUGGUCUACCCGUUCGACGGACCGCUCAAUAUUGUAAAUAAGGACAGGCGUGGUGAAUUAUUUUUUUACAUGCACCAACAAAUUAUAGCUAGAUACAACAUGGAACGGUUAAGCAAUAAUUUGAAUAGAGUAGUUCGUUUGACCAACUGGAAUGAACCGAUUGCAGAGGGUUACUUCCCAAAAUUAGAUAAUAUUUUAGCAAAUCGUGUGUGGCCUCCAAGACCUGCCAAUGCAGUACUAAAAGUAAUAUUUGAAUUUAAUAUGCUAUGA
This is a messenger RNA of Rhopalosiphum maidis (corn leaf aphid), 636 nucleotides long. Its product is annotated as phenoloxidase 1-like. The transcript has 4 exons. The record is from RefSeq and is a predicted model, not a curated record. NCBI's taxonomy places the organism in Eukaryota, Metazoa, Arthropoda, Insecta, Hemiptera, Aphididae. The coding region runs from base 1 to 636 and encodes 211 amino acids.